UUUUGGAGCUCAGUCAUUUCUUGACUCUAGAAUCUAAAAUCUAGUUUUUGGUGUCCUUAAGGUCUACUCAGAAAGGCAAACCCUCCCUUGAAAAAAUUGAAGCUGCUCCUGAGAAUCUGCCUGGAAUGAAGUUAGAGGCCCAGGCUUCAGAAUCUUCACUUGCAAAAGCCUCAUCUGCUGAGAGUUUCUCAGAAAGCCAAAUUUUGGAAGACAAGGGCCCAGGAACCUGGUCUAUGAUAGCCUGGAUUUCAGAGGCUCAGGCUUUGGAGGCCCGGGCUGCGAGGGCUCAGGCCUGGGAGACUCAGGCUUGCGAGGCUCAGAUCAGGGCCAGCCAACCCAAGCAAACCUCACUGGACAUGGGAGCUGCCCCAGUCAUGAAACAGGAACUCUUACCUGAGAAUGUUCAGGUGCCACAGGAGGAAGAGAAUGAGGUCCUCCUUACCCAUCCACUCUGGUCCAACAAGGCUGAGUACAUCCUGACCCAGGCGGGCUAUGCCGUGAGGCCAGGCAAUCUCUGGCGUUUUACCUUCCUGUGGCUUCACAGCGGAGGCUGCAGUUUUUUAGUCAUCUACCUAUUUUUGCUGUUCUUGCUUGGGAUUCCUCUCCUCUUCCUGGAGAUGGCAGCUGGUCAGAAGUUGCGUCAGGGUAACAUUGGUGUAUGGAAGGUCAUCAGCCCCUGGAUUGGGGGUGUAGGAUAUACCAGCUUCAUGGUGUGCUUUAUCACCAGCUUGUACUUGAAUGUGAUCAAUGCCUGGACCCUCUUCUACUUGGGCCAGUCCUUCCAGUUUCCCCUUCCGUGGGAGAAAUGUCCCUUAAUGAAGAACUCCAGUGGCUUUGGUGAGGAGGAAGUGAAAGAUGAGAAGUGGGGAAACAGAGAGGUGGAAGGGAAUUUGGAAGAGGAGGAAGGAAUGAGGAGCGAUAAAGAAGGGGAGGAAGAUAGCGGAAGGAAGAAGAAGUGGGAGGGGGAAGAAGGUGAGGGAAGUGGGGGAGGGGCUAAAGAAGAGGGGAGGGUCACCCUGUCUGGCAGGCAUGUCCAGAGCCAGGUCCCCUCAGAUCCUGAAUGUGCACAGACAACGCCUUCCCUGUACUUCUGGUACCGGAUGACUUUGAUGGCCUCAGACAGAAUUGAGGAUGGGGGGCCACCAGUCUUCAGUCUGAGCCUGCCCUUAUUCAUGUCCUUGUGUGUUCUUGGUGCUUUCAUGAUUAAUGGCCUCAAGUCCAUCGGGAAGGUAAUAUGUGUCUUGGUAUCAGCUAGCUAUCUCAUCAUCCUCUGUUUCCUUAUCCGGAGUCUACUGCUGGAGGGGGCAGUAAAUGGCCUUCAAUAUUUGGCAGUUGCCGAGAUAUCGAGUAUGUACAACGUGAACGUGUGGUGCCGAGCAGGGAACCACGUCUUGUUUUCCUUGGGCCUCGGCUUUGGCGCCAUUGUCUCCGUAUCCUCACACAUGCAACCAUCCAACAACUGUCUCAGUGAUGCCUUUGUUGUGGCUGUGAUUAACCUGAUCACCAUGCUGCUUGUCACACCUUUUAUCUUCUCUGUCCUGGGCUUCUGGGCCACAGUCAUCACGCACCACUGCAGUGAGAAGAAUACUGAAACACUUUUGAAGCUGGUAACCCUGGGGAUACUGCCUCCUGAGGCCCAGCCCCCUCCAAACCUGCAAGGUAACCCGACCUCCAUCUUCACCUCCUGGUUCAACAGCCUUUCCCACUCCAUCCAGAGGAAGAUCCUCAGCCAUGUGCCUGAGUGCAACUUGGAGAAGCAGUUUUUGAAGAUUAGGGAGAGCACAAACUUUGUAUUCCUGGCCUUCACUGAAGCCAUGUCAUUUAUUCCUGGGUCUUCCUUCUGGUCCUUCAUCUUCUUCCUGAUGUCGUUGGCCCUGGGGCUGAGCACCAUGAUAGGGAUCAUGCAGGGCAUCAUUACUCCACUCCAGGACGUCUUUUCUUCUUUCAAGAAAUAUACAAAGUCUUUUACAGUGGGUGUCUUUAUGCUUAUGUUCCUGUGUGGCCUCUUCUUCACUCGACCUUCAGGCAUCUACUACAUCAUACUGCUGAAUGACCACUGGACAGUCCUCCCCAUAAUCAUCAUCAUCAUAUUUGAAAACUUGGCUGUGAGCUGGCCCAGUAAUGCCAGGAGUUUCUUUGCAGACUUGGCUAUCCUGUGGGGCCAUCCCAUCUACCCCAUCAUUCGUUGGCUGUGGUCCUAUCUGUCUCCAAUUAUGCUGCUAAUCCUGUUUGUGAUUAGUUUGUUUCGACUGUCUCUGAAGACCAAGACCUAUGUGGCCUGGGACUCAAGCAGUUCAAAAGAAGUGAUUCGAGAUUACCCAUCAUGGGGGCUGAUCGGAAUGUUUGCCCUUUUACUCGUUGUCAUCCUCCCCAUUCCCACGUAUUUUAUAUAUUGCCUCAUCCAUGGGAUUCCUUCAACUCCACCAGCUGGGACAGACCUAUCCCCCAAACCCCUACCCCUAAGUGUCCAACUAACACCCAUUAAAGAGGUCCAAAAGGAGGAAAUCCUACAAGGUGAUGUUCAAAUUGCUGAUCAACCUGUCGUAUGACUUCCUAACUUUAUUAAUUUGGACUGACGUCACAUAUCCCUCAAAACAGAUCUAACAGGCAACUCUUAAUACGAACUUGCAACUGUUGAUGUCCCUGGACAAGGAACUGAUUUUAUUCCCAAGGGUACGGGCGUUAUUUUGGGGGGAGCUCACGGGGCCUGCCUGGCUUUGCAAUCCUCCUUAUAGACCCCAUCCUCCCUGGUUACCACUUUCAUUGUGUUUUCCGCAUCCUCUUCCUCAGUAUAUACACAUGCCCAUUAUGUAUGCCAUUGGUGAUGCCUAUAGAACCUGCUUCUCAACCGGUCUACCCAGCUCAUGGAAUGAAGCUGGAGGAGUAAUGCUGCUGGUCAAUAAAUCAGUCCACUGGGAUUCCAAGCACUGGGUGAGCUCAACCUCUUUUCU
Camelus dromedarius (Arabian camel) is the source of this 2951-nucleotide messenger RNA. Its product is annotated as orphan sodium- and chloride-dependent neurotransmitter transporter NTT5. The record is from RefSeq and is a predicted model, not a curated record. Gene Ontology annotation, biological process: sodium ion transmembrane transport. Gene Ontology annotation, cellular component: plasma membrane. The transcript is spliced from 11 exons. The coding region runs from base 126 to 2549 and encodes 807 amino acids. NCBI's taxonomy places the organism in Eukaryota, Metazoa, Chordata, Mammalia, Artiodactyla, Camelidae.